Saccostrea cuccullata (small rock oyster) is the source of this 1093-nucleotide messenger RNA. RefSeq lists its product as uncharacterized. The record is from RefSeq and is a predicted model, not a curated record. The transcript is spliced from 5 exons. Lineage: Eukaryota; Metazoa; Mollusca; Bivalvia; Ostreida; Ostreidae. The annotation marks the transcript as partial.
GAUGGCUGUUUACGAUGAUGACAAAAUUAUCAAGAUAGAUCAAUUAAUGGCCUGCGCCAAAGAAAGCUUCCUGGCCAACAUAGUACGAUCUUACAUUUUUACCAUAAAACACAGCAUGCUAAGAUGUUCAUCCACAGCUUCUCUCGAGUACAUUCUGGAAAAUGGAGCACCAAAGCGUUUUGAGACCCCUGGAAGUGGAUUCUGCAUCACUACACCGUAUCAAACAAUUCAAUCUAUUUUCGUCCGUUGCAUUGUAGUCACUGUACUGACUAGUGAGAGUGAUUUCUAUUUUCAGUUUAAAACAAAAGACUUAAAAGGCACCUUUGUUGCUGGAGAUGCUGUGGUCAUCACUGGAUAUUGGUUACAAGAACCAUAUACACAAUAUUUUACAACAACAGGAACAGAUAUUGUUUCUUCCGAAAAUGUCACAAAGCUAGAUGUUAAUACGACUUUAAAUGAUUUAAUGACAACCACUGUAAUAUCUUCAAAUCACAAUGAAACAACAUUGGAGACUGGGACUACGGGGUACACAAGACCAGAAAGCACAAGCUCAUCAGACAAAAUAACAACUACCUCAGAUGGGACGGUUGUUGAAGCAACGACGAUAAUGACCACAAGUUCAGAUGUAGAACUUUCCUCUGUCACAACAUCUACGUCUGAGCCUUCAAUUACAGCUGCAGUGACCACGGCAUACCAAAAUAAUACUGAAGAAUACUUAAAUAGUACUCUGAGUACAGGAUUAUAUACAACAGAAUACAAUAACCUAGAUAAAUUUAGCACGCAGACAACAUUAGAGGAGGAAACCAUACUCGUUGGAUUUUGUGUCUGUAAAUGUACCGGAUCAGGUUACAAUUACACAGAGGAAGAACUGGCUGAUAGAAUACUCCAAAGAAAAAUAGAGACUCAGCUGAUUAAAAAGAACCUGACAGCAUAUUACAGAAGCCUGACCUCAGCAAAUGACCAACGAAUGUCAUCCCAGUGCAUAGGUUAUAUAGGAUCAGUCAUUCUGGUUUCUUGUCUUUGUCUGCUUACAUUUUGUGAUUUUCGAAGGUUCUUGUAUUACUGCAUAAUAGAGAGACACCUCAGAAAACAU